Messenger RNA from Triticum aestivum (bread wheat), 5622 nucleotides. Its product is annotated as pentatricopeptide repeat-containing protein At3g18110, chloroplastic. Gene Ontology annotation, molecular function: protein binding. Bases 193 to 4536 code for a protein of 1447 amino acids. The record is from RefSeq and is a predicted model, not a curated record. The transcript is spliced from 7 exons. NCBI's taxonomy places the organism in Eukaryota, Viridiplantae, Streptophyta, Magnoliopsida, Poales, Poaceae.
UUUAGCUUGCCCGGCCAAAUAUCUUCUUCCUUCUUCGUUACCCGCUCAAACUGCCAACGUUAUCGCGACCAGUGGCGGAGCGGGCGUUCAACUCCACUCUCCUCCGUCCGGCCCCGGCGCCCGCGGCGACCACACCUGCGACUCCGCCGCCACCUCCAUGUGCGCCUGACCCCCCACUCCCUCUCGGACCCGAUGCCUCUCAUGGCCAUCUCCUCCCCACUACCCUUCUCCUUCCCCCUCCCCUCCGCGCACCACCCCCGUCGCGCCACCGCCGGGGCCACAGCAGCGCCCUCCGCCACCGCCAGCGACGACUUCGACUACCCCCUCGCCGACCCCUCCGUCCGCUGGCCCAGCCUCCGCUUCCCGCACCUCCCCGCGCCCCGCUUCCCCGCCGCCGACGCCGCCCCUCCCGCCCCGGCGAGGCCGGAGCCCGCGAAGGACGACUCAACCGCGCCCUCCGCCUCCGGCCCCUCGGCCGUCGCCGUCGCCGUCGAGCCGCUGGACGCGCGGGCCCACCGCGGGAGGCUGAAGAAGCUGAGCAAGGUCGCGCUGCGCCGGGCGCGGGACUGGCGGGAGCGCGUCUCGGACCUGGCGGACCGCCUCCUGGCGCUGCCCCCCGGCGCGCCCGUCGCGGAGGUGCUCGACGGCGCGUGGGUGUCCCCCGACGAGCUUGCCUACGUCGUGCGCGCCGUGGGCGCGGCCUCCUGGCGGCGCGCGCUCGACGCCUUCGAGUGGCUCGCGGCGAGCGGCGACGGGAGCCCGGGCCCCCGCGUCGUCGCCGUCGUGCUCGGGGUCCUCGGCCGCGCUCGCCAGGACGGGCUCGCGGAGGAGGUCUUCCUCCGCUUCGCCGGGGAGGGCGCCACCGUGCAGGUGUUCAACGCCAUGAUGGGCGUGUACGCCCGCUCCGGCCGCUUCGACGACGUCCGGCAGCUGCUUGACGCAAUGCGCGGCCAGGGUAUCGAGCCAGACCUUGUCAGCUUCAACACUCUGAUCAACGCCAGCGCCAAGUCCGGGUGCUUAGCCCCUGGCGCCGCCUUUGAUCUCCUGCACGAAGUCCGGCAAGCUGGGCUCAGGCCGGACGUUAUCACUUACAACACCCUGAUCAGUGCUUGCUCGCAAGGUUCCAUUUUAGACGAUGCAGUGGCAGUGUUCAAAGAGAUGAUUGAUUCAGAGUGUCGGCCAGACUUGUGGACGUACAAUGCCAUGGUGUCAGUUCAUGGCCGGUGUGGGACGGCACGGGAGGCUGAGCAGAUGUUCAUGGAGCUGCUAGACAAGGGUUUCAAGCCGGAUGCAGUUACCUAUAAUUCUCUCCUUCAUGCUUUUGCGAAGGAAGGAGACGUCGACGCGGUGGAGCGUGUGUGUGAGGAGUUGGUUAAGGCUGGGUUCAGGAAGGAUGGAAUUACUUAUAAUACCAUGAUUCAUAUGUAUGGGAAAAUGGGCAGGCUUGACCUGGCACUUGGUCUGUAUGAUGAGAUGAGAGCCAUAGGUUGCACUCCAGAUGCUGUGACUUACACUGUCUUGAUUGAUUCUCUGGGGAAGGUGGAUAGGAUUUCUGAUGCAGGGAAGGUGCUGGAGGAAAUGGUAGAUGCAGGGUUAAAGCCAACCCUGGUAACCUUCAGUGCUUUGAUAUGUGCAUAUGCCAAAGGUGGGAGGCGGGACGAGGCGGAGCAGACAUUUGAUCGCAUGGUUGCAUCAGGUGUCAAACCCGAUCGUUUAGCCUAUUUGGUUAUGCUGGACAUUAUCGCAAGGUCUGGUGAGACAAAAAAGCUGAUGCUCCUGUAUCAGACAAUGAUGAAGGAUGGUUAUAUGCCAGAUGACACCUUGUAUCAGGUUAUGCUUGUUGCACUUGCAAAAGGAAAUAAACACGAGGAGAUUGAAGGAGUUGUCCAAGACAUGGAGGUUGUUUGUCAAAUGGAUAGGCAACUGGUAUACAGUGUACUCAUCAAGGCGGGUUGCAUUUCUCAGGGUGCUAAGCUGUUAAAGAAGGCAUGCCUACAAGGACAUGAGCCUGACAGUAAGAGUUUACUAUCCAUUUUGGAUGAUUAUGAAACAAUGGGAAAGCAUGAAGAAGGCCUCUCCUUGCUUCAAUGCAUCCGGGAGAAUGUCCCCAGCUCCCAUAACUUGAUAUCUGAAUGUUCCAUCAUGCUUAUGUGCAAAAACCAGAAGAUUGCUGCUGCCCUUCAAGAGUACAGCAGUAUGCAGACAUUAAAAUGUGGAUCUUUUGGUCAAGAUCGUAACUUGUAUGAGUGCUUGAUUACAUGCCUUGAAGAGGCUGAAUUCUUGCCAGAAGCUUCUCAGGUGUUCUGCGACAUGCAGUUUAUUGGCAUAGAGCCUUCCCAGAAGAUAUAUGAGAGUAUGAUCUCUACAUAUUGUAAAUUGGGCUUCCCAGAAACAGCUCGCCAAUUGAUGGAUGAAGCUGUACAGUCUGGUGUUUGGCUAAAUACUCUUUCAUCUAGAGUAACCAUAAUCAAAGCAUAUGGGAAGACAAAACUGUGGCAGCAUGCGGAAAAUUUCGUGAAAGGACUGAAUCAAGAGGCAGGUGUUGACAGGCGAAUUUGGAAUGCGUUGAUACAUGCCUAUGCCGAGAGUGGCCUUUAUGAGCAAGCAAGGGCAGUCUUUGACGUUAUGAUUAAAAAGGGCCCUCUACCAACUGUUGAUUCAAUUAAUGGAAUGAUGAGAGCAUUGAUUACUGAUGGCAGGCUAGAUGAGUUGUUUGUGGUUGUUCAGGAGCUUCAAGAUAUGGGUUUCAAGAUCAGCAAAAGCACAGUAAUCCUUAUGCUUGAAGCUUUUGCAAAAGCUGGGGAUGUUUUCGAGGUAAUGAAAAUAUAUAAUGGAAUGAAGGAAGCAGGAUACCUGCCAAACAUGCACAUCUACAGAAGUAUGAUUUCCUUGCUCUGCCGUAAUAAACGAUUCAGGGAUGUUGAAUUGAUGGUUGCGGAGAUGGAGGCAGCAGGAUUCAAGCCAGAUCUAGUCAUACUUAAUACCCUUCUUUUGAUGUAUACUGGGAACAGAGACUUUGAUAAGACAGUAAAAGUAUACCAUAGUAUUUUGGAAGCUGGCCUAGAGCCUGAUGAAGAUACGUAUAAUACACUGAUAGUCAUGUACAGUAGAAACUUGAGGCCUGAAGAAGGUUUUACUCUCUUGAAUGAGAUGGGUAAACGAGGUUUGACACCCAGGUUAGAAUCCUAUAAAAGCUUGCUUGUAGCAUCUGGAAAAGCAAAACUAUGGGAGCAAGGUGAACAGCUUUUUGAGGAAAUAAGGUCAAAGGGUUAUCGAUUAAAUCGAUCUUUAUAUCACGUAAUGAUGAAGAUGUACAGAGAUGCCUGCAACCAUUCCAAAGCCGAGCAACUACUAGCAGCAAUGAAAGAAGACGGCAUCGAACCGACAAUUGCCACUAUGCACAUCCUCAUGACUUCUUAUGGAACUGCGGGGCACCCAGUUGAAGCUGAGAAAGUGCUGAACAGCUUGAAAUCUUCCAGUUUGGAAGUCAGCAGUUUACCAUACAGCACUGUUUUUGACGCUUACUUGAAAAAUGGUGACUACAAUCUUGCAAUCACAAAGUUGUUGGAAAUGAAAAGAGAUGGUAUAAAACCAGAUCAUCAAGUUUGGACAUGUUUCAUCAGAGCCGCUAGUUUGUGUGAGCGGACUGAUGAUGCCGUUCUUCUCCUAAACUCGUUACAGGAUUGUGGAUUUGACCUUCCUAUUAGGCUCCUGACUGAGAGGACUCCAUCCCUGUUAACUGAGGUUGACAGUUUUCUACAAGAACUUGAGACACUAGAAGAUUCUGCUGCUCUGAAUUUUGUAAAUGCACUAGAAGACCUGUUGUGGGCAUUUGAGCGUCGAGCAACUGCUACAUACAUUUUCCAGUUGGCAGUAAAUAGAAGCAUAUACCGUCACAGUAUCUUUCGGGUGAUAGAAAAAGACUGGGGAGCUGACUUCCGGAAGUUGUCUGCUGGGGCUGCACUUGUCGCUCUAACAUUAUGGCUUGAUCAAAUGCAAGAUGCUUCACUGCAGGGUUCACCAGAAUCCCCCAAAUCUAUUGUACUGGUCACAGGGGAGGGGGAAUAUAACAUGGUAUCCUUGCGUAAGACGAUCAGAGCGUACCUUUUGGAAAUGGGCUCCCCUUUCUUGCCAUGUAGAGCUCGAACAGGUCGCUUUGUGGCGAAGUUUUACUCUCUUAAGAUGUGGCUGAAAGAUUCUCCUUUCUGCAUGGAUCUUGAGUUGAAAGACGCUCCAGCUCUUCCUAAAAUGAACUCAAUGAAGCUCACUGAAGGGUACUUCAUGAGAGCUGGUCUUGUAUCAACAUUCAAAGAUAUACACGAGCAACUUGGGGAAGUACGGCCAAAGAAAUUCUCCAGAUUAGCUAUGUUGUCAGAAGAAAGCAGGGCCAAAUUUAUUAAAGCUGAUAUAAAAGGAAGGAAACACAAACUGGAGAGAAUGAAAGAAAAGGGGCUUGUCAUACCAAGAAAAUCUAAAAAAGGACCACGGAGAGCAAAAUUUGUUAGAGAACAAAGCACGCAGGAGGUUUUGAAGUAGUGUUUGUUUUGCUUCAUCACGACAUUUGGACAAACGGCACUGUGGCAUUAACAUGAAUAUUCUUAAUGGGAGAAGACGAAAAGGGAAUGGUGAAAAUACUGUGAUGCUGAUCGGUCAAGGUAUGAGUGUGAUCGAACAAAAGAUGGGAUGCAUUAGCUUCCAGGUUAAUUUGUCACAGCCUAUCAAGUUCAUACUGAGAUGAACAAGUGUUGGAGAUGGGAUGUUUCACUCAGCAUGACAUCAUCAUGGGACACUGUAAUUCAAAACAAUGCCCUUAUCCACGCCGUACUUGGAGUAACCUUUACAACUGUUUAAGGAGAAUUUCCCUGAAUCGGAGCUCUUAAUGUUCCUCUCGAUACCAAAGAAGCCGACUCCGAGCGAGGGAAACAUACCACACGAGCCAGCCAUGGCGCUCUUCCGUCUUCUUGGAUCUAGACAUAUGCAGAACGUUUUUGGAACGAGGCGCUUCUCUGGUUUGAUCUUCGACUCCCCCGACCACAUCCAGAUUCAUGGGCAAGAGAUAUUCUCUGUGACCCCCACUUUUCGGAUGGAGAUAGGCCCAAGAUUAUUACGAUCAUGUGGUCUAUUUGGCACUCUAGGAACAAACUGAAGCAUGAGGAGGGAGGAUCCGAUCCGACUAACUGCAUGCGCAUGACCAGAGAAGCCCUUGCGCUUCUUGAACUCCCACUAUAAAGCAAGCUAAGCCGGCCUAGUUAAAAUCAACACAGAUGGUGCUAUAUCAUUUGAUUCUAAUAGAGCCGGUGCAGGUGGAGUGGCUCGAUCUAGUGCUGCUCUUAUGGGUGCAUGGCGCAAACCAUAUGUGGGUAUCAGUGAUCCUCUCAUCGCUGAAGCAAAGGCGCUGUGUGAUGGUGUCAUCUUUGCCAAACUUCAUGGAUACAAAGCAUGCGAUAAUGGAGGUGGACUGCUGGAACACUCGCCACAGUUCUCGAGUCGAUUGUGGCUCCUAUCUUGUUGAAAUUGGAGAGCUAGUUCAUGAUUUUUCUUUUUUUGUAAUCCAGCAUGUAAAUCGAUCAGCUAAGGUACCAGCACAUCUUUGAGCCAAGCAUGCCUGCACUUUGAACGUGA